This is a messenger RNA of Sinocyclocheilus grahami, 1709 nucleotides long. RefSeq names its product exonuclease 5 (gene exo5). Gene Ontology annotation, biological process: interstrand cross-link repair. Gene Ontology annotation, cellular component: nucleus. NCBI's taxonomy places the organism in Eukaryota, Metazoa, Chordata, Actinopteri, Cypriniformes, Cyprinidae. Gene Ontology annotation, molecular function: single-stranded DNA 5'-3' DNA exonuclease activity. The record is from RefSeq and is a predicted model, not a curated record. The transcript has 6 exons.
AAUCGAAUACAUUUGUAACAAACAAAGACGUUGAAGGGGGCGGGAUAUUGUAGGGAAAUGGUGGAGCAUGUCGUAUGUCAAAUAAUACAACUUCGCAAUAUAAUGUAAAACAACUAUAACAAAUAUAAAAGCGUGUAAAUUUUAUAUACAUUAUUAUAUUAUGUUCCUGAAAGGAUGGUGUAAAGAUUAGAAUGGGCAGAGCUUCUUGAGUCUCGUUUUGAGAUGGAUGCGUCUGGAUCACAACAACUGUUCGAUGACUGGGACGAUAUUAGCGACUCGGAAUUUCUCAACAUCCCUUCCGAGCAACAAAGCAUAGAGCCCCAGUGUCAUCUCAAUAGUGAAUCUGAUGGUAAACACUCAGUGAACUUUGAUAGCCCCUGUGCGUCCACCUCAUCAUCAGUGCACAACCGGAAUGAAGAGGCUUUGGGACAAGAAACUGUAAAUACAGAAAAUGUGAGGGGUUUAAAGAGAAAAUGCCUUCAUGAAAACAGCUUCAGCCCAAUGCAACGCUUCUUCAAGCGGCAUCUGAGUGUGACCCUCCUGUGCGACCAGUCUUGGUGUGAGAUGAAGACUGUUUACGGUCUUUUAAAGCCAUUUGUCAAGAGAAAGGAAAUGCAACGUGCUGAGGUGCAGAUCGGAAGGGAAAUUCAUUUAUCAAGAGAACGGGAGAUUCAGGACGUUGUCCCUGUAGAUAUCUGCACUAGAGAAGAUGCAGAAGCCAUCAAACUUCUCAACAUGUUGCACAUGAUACCGCUGUUGGAAGCAGGUGAGUUGACAAUGUUAAAACAGUGUUAAGUUUGGUACUCCGAUGAACUCAUGUAUAGCCAGAAGGGGGAGCUGGUCCUAAAUGAGCUCAAGACACGCAAACAGAACUCCUUGCCUAGUUCUGCACAAGAUAAAGUCAACUGCUUACAGGUUGGCCUGUAUAAAUUACUAUUUGAUGGACUGGUGAGAGGAGAAGUGAAGAAAGACCAUGUUUUAAAUCACCGUAAACUGCGUUCAGGUCAAGUACUUGGAGCAGGAGUCCAGGCCCAUGCUAAAAGCAUUGGGGUCCAGAUUGAAUACUAUCACCAAGGCUCUAAUGGAGCCAUUGGGACCAGGGUCGCUCCUUUUGAUGAAGCCCAACUACGGGCAGAGCUUCAGGGUCAUCUGGCCUACUGGAGAGGUCAGAGGGAACCCAAAGGGGUGGACAUAGAAGAGGCCUGGAAAUGUAAAUCAUGCCUUUAUGAACAAACUUGUAAUUGGACAAAGAAUAGAUUGCAAGUAUCUGACCAACAAGCAGAUCAUGCUAGCUCAUGAUUGAGCAUUUUACAGAUAAUACAAACAUUUGUAUGUGGUGACUAUUUUUGUCAUGUUAUUAACCUUUAUACUUUAAUUAUUGUCUUAUGUGUUCUAUUUAAGUCUUAUAGUUUCAAAUACGCAUAUAUUAUGUGAAUGUUAUUGUGCAGCUCUAUAAUGACUGUGAGUGAAGCGUUGUGAAUUCAUAAUGCAUUAUAUAAUGCAUAAUGCAGUUUUUGAUUAGAAUGGCUUUUUAAUGGAAGCAAGCUGAAAGCUUCCUCACUUUGUGUGCAUUAAGAAGUUUAUGUCACUUAGCUAGUGGAACGGAUAUGUUUUUCAGUCAACGAUAACUUCAGUCAAGUGUGGCUGAUAUAAUGCUGAUAAAUACAUAAUGCAUUUGAAGUGAACAAAUUACAUACAGAAAUUCUUCA